UCCUCAAAUUCAAAGAGCCGGUGUCCUAGCAAAACGUGAGGUGCUGUUUUUCUUUUACAUUUUGGUUUACCGUUUACAAGUAAUUGUACAGUAUAUCAAUAGUCAUAUUGUAUCAUUGGGCUACUCGAUAUUUCAACUCACUGGAUACGAACGCGUUUACGUUUAAGGACCAAAUAACGAGUCUUCGCAAGAUCCGGAUGAGACGAGGAUUGGUGCCGCAUUUUUUUCCUACAGCAACGUGGGUCACGCGCCAGAUAUAGUUGAACUGGAUCCCACAUCGGAAUAUUUGUAGAAUAAAUCGUCAAUUUCGUGGAUUACUGGAAUGCUGCUGUCUAAAUUAAACUCAUUCGCUCACAUCUCCACCGUUGAUAUGCCGGCGAAAAUCCAGCUUCAAGUUCACCAAGGGAAAGAGAGGGAGCCUUUCGAGAAGCUUUACCAGGUUGGCUCUGUGCUGGGAAGUGGCGGUUUUGGGACGGUGUAUUCUGGCACAAGAAUUUCAGAUGGAGCACUGGUUGCUGUCAAACAUGUGGCUAAGGAUCGGGUCUCGGAGUGGGGAGAGCUGCCAAAUGGCUCUCGUGUCCCCAUGGAGAUUCUACUCAUGAAGAAAGUUGGGAAUGGAGCUCGGGGCGUGAUAAAGAUGCUGGACUGGUACGAGCGACUUGACAGCUUUAUUAUUGUCAUGGAACGGCCGGAGAAGGUCAAGGACCUUUUUGAUUUCAUCACUGAGAAAGGUGCUUUACCAGAGGAGCUGGCAAAGAACUUUUUCUGUCAGGUUCUUGAAGCCGUUCGACAUUGCCACAACUGUGGGGUUGUACACAGGGACAUCAAAGAUGAAAACAUCCUCAUUGAUCUUCAGACGGGCGAAAUGAAGCUUAUUGACUUCGGAUCCGGGGCAUUGCUCAAAGACACUGUUUACACCGACUUCGAUGGCACUAGAGUGUACAGUCCACCUGAAUGGAUCAAAUACCAUCGGUACCAUGGGCGGUCAGCAACUGUUUGGUCUUUGGGUGUCCUGCUGUAUGACAUGGUGUGUGGAGAUAUCCCCUUCGAGCAGGACGAGGAGAUUGUACAAGGCCAGGUGCUCUUCAGACGAAGAAUCUCCACAGAGUGCCAGCAGUUGAUCAAGUUGUGCCUGUCCCUGAGGCCUGCUGAGAGGCCAUCGUUUGAGGAUAUCAUCAAUCACCCAUGGAUGCAGAGCACAGUGUCCUCAGCAGAGCAGAGCACAGAGAUCAGACUGCACAGCAUCAGUCAUGAGCCUACUGCGUUCACCACCGUGGUGGCCCAAUGACUGUAUCACUGCACUGACCGAGACUAGUAGAACACAGAGGACUGACGUGGCUGUACACCAAAGACAAUAUGGACUAUACAGAAGGAAGUUACAUUUUUAUUUAAAUAUCUCCCUCUUUCUCUUGUGGCCAGACCCCACCUGUUCACUCUCCUUUUGGACUUAAUGAAAACGUAACAUCCUUAAUGGCUACUUAAUUGGACACUGUAAUAUCAAAAGCUAUUCUCACCCCUAUGAAGGACUUGCUCUGUAAUAUUGGCUGUGGUGUGAGAGUAUGUACACCAGAAAGGACGAAGUCCAUCCCUAUUCAUGUGAUUUGUUCUGCUGAAGGCAUGAACAAGUGGACAGUCUUUGUUACAUAACUAGCUAGCUACCAACCAGCCAUUGUACUCUGCCCCGCCUCACUGAUGAGUGGGUGUCACAGGAAGCAAAGAGGAGCAAAUUGAAGUGCCUUUGGUGUGUCCGAUUGUUGGGGACCCUGGAAAUACUUGAAUUUCAUGAAGCCAACAUAUCACUUUUUUUUUUUUUUUUUUUACUUUACAAGGUUUUAUUUCCUGCUUUCGUCUUAUAGGACUAGAUCAGUAAAGCCUUUGCCAUUUUCCAAUACCGACAGCAGCCAGAGAACCUCCUAUAGUACACACAAACCUGUGCAAACAAAAACCGGAAGACUUACCUCACUUUCCUGCAUCCACCUCCGAGCUUUUAACGCCUGUCUACACACAACUACCACUCACCCAGACGUGAAUGCACACAGUAAUGCAAAGCGCCACACUAAAAUACUAAAUGCUUUUUUUGUUCGAGUAAACAUGUCUAUCUUUCACCUCACAGGCUAGGAAUAAGGCUAUUGUGAAUAAUAUUUGUGUGAUUUUUCUCACUCGAGCUGUGUGGAAUUAUUUAUUUAUUUAUAGAGAAUUUCGGCUGUAUAUUUCAUUCCACAGUUGUUGAAGGGCCCACAGAUUAUUUAAAUGUAUUUUGACCAUAUUUAUGGCUUGAAAUCUUCUGAGCAGAUGUUUGUGUAUGUAUGUAUGUAUAUAUAUAUGUGUGUGUGUGUGUGUGUGUGUAAAUAACCUUCAAAGCACUUCCAUUUUAAUGUAUGUUGAAAGUCUACUGAUGGUAACUGUUAGUUAUUUGUCUGCUGUUGAUUUGGAUGAAUUGACAAUGUUCUGAGUAAGCAAGUAUGUGUCAUACAUCAACAUUGUUUUCACCUCUUGUUGCAUGAUUGCAGCUUAGUUUGUUUUGUUUUCAUCCAAAUUAGAAUUGUAAAUUAUAUGAACUAUUUUUAUACGAUUUCAAUAAAUAUUUUUUUAACCUUGA
Molecule: messenger RNA, 2599 nt
Organism: Oncorhynchus kisutch (coho salmon)
Lineage: Eukaryota; Metazoa; Chordata; Actinopteri; Salmoniformes; Salmonidae
Product: serine/threonine-protein kinase pim-1
Exons: 6
Coding region: 323-1288 (321 amino acids)
Biological process (GO): protein autophosphorylation; negative regulation of apoptotic process
Cellular component (GO): cytoplasm
Molecular function (GO): ATP binding; protein serine/threonine kinase activity
Source: RefSeq, a predicted model, not a curated record